AAGCGACCUCCAGCUUGCCUCUCACUCCCCAGCUGGUCCACACACUCUCCCCGCCACGCACCCUCUCCCAGCACUCUCCCACCUCUCCCACCUGUGACACGCCCCCACCACUCCCCUCGUGUGACCCCUGACCCCGUGACCUACUCAAAAUAAGGGAAUCCUGACCUCGCAGCCCCCCCGUCCCUCCCUCCCUCGUUGGUUGAGGUGCAGGUCUGUGGGUAUGGGGGAAUUCGCCCCCUCCAAAGAUUCAUUAUCCAUCUCAGAAGUUGUUUGAGUUGCAGACAAAUACUAAGCUAACUAAUUAAGCUAACAGAUGUCGGGGGGAGGCGGGGACAGGUCGGGGCCGGGGCCCAUCCCACCGCGAUGGCUGCUCUGCCCCAGGAAGAGCCAGACCCUCAUCGGCGGCAAGUUCCUCGUGUUUAAAACUCCGCUCAGCUCGAAGUUUGACGAUCAGGUACCCCCAGAGCACAGGUUUUCUCCGGAGAUGCUCUUCGACUCCAUGAAGAGCUACAAGGUCAAAAUUGGGCUGUGGGUGGACCUGACCAACACUAAGAGGUUUUACGACAGUUCCGACAUUGAGAACGCCGGGGCUCGCUACGUCAAGCUCAAAUGCCGGGGCCACGGGGAGUGCCCCAACCAGGAGCAGGUCAACUUGUUCACCGACAUCUGCGAAAAGUUCAUCAGAAAAACUCCAUUAGAGAUCAUUGGUGUUCACUGCACUCAUGGCUUCAAUCGCUCUGGGUUCAUGAUUGCUUCCUACUUCAUCAACAAACAUGACUGGGGCGUGGACUUUGCCAUCAGCGAGUUUGCCAAGGCCAGGGCCCCGGGCAUCUACAAAGCUGACUACCUGCGGGUCAUGUACGAGAGGUCGGGAGACAACCCCAAUGAAGCGCCUCCUCCCCCUCCCCUCCCUGACUGGUGUAAUGAGUUUGACGACAGCACUGGCGACGACGGUGACGCCCCCAAAGGCAGCGGUGGUGGUGGCGGGGGUGGGGGCAGGAAGAGGGAGCGGCAGAAGAAGGACCCGACUUUCAUGGAGGGGAUCUCGGGUGUCACCCCCAUCACUGACAACCCCAAGCUGAGGGACCUGCAGAAGCGGAUACAACAGAUGUGCAACUGGGGCAGCACUGGGUUUCCAGGGUGCCAGCCAGUGAGCAUGGACAUGGAGAACCUGUUGCUUUUAGGGGAGAAGCCGUACCGUGUGUCCUGGAAGGCAGACGGCACCAGGUACAUGAUGCUAAUAGCUGGGCGUCGCGAGGUGUACCUGGCAGACCGGGACCACUGCAUCUUCCAGGCGCCAGAGGUGGAGUUCAGACAGAAGCACGACCUCAUGAUCCACCUCUCUGACACUUUAGUUGACGGGGAGAUGGUGAUCGACACCGACCCCAAGACGGGCGUGAAGUACCCGCGCUACCUCAUCUAUGACGCGAUCAGAAUCCAGGGCCGGGACGUCUUGCAGGACACCUUCCACAUGAGAUAUGAACGCAUCAUGACGGACAUCAUUCUGCCAAGGAACGCAGCGAUCGAGAAGGGUCUCCUCAACAAGCAGAAGGAGCCGUUUGGGGUGCGGCGGAAGGAGUUUUGGGAGGCCACCGUGCACUGGACCUACAAGCUACUCAGCCAGGAAUUCCAAAGCAAACUGUGUCACGAGCCUGAUGGUCUUAUAUUCCAGCCUGAACCAGACCCGUACACAACUGGGAGGUGCGACCACGUCCUGAAGUGGAAGCCUGCCAGCCAUAACUCAGUCGACUUCAAGUGUAAGAUUGUGAAGAAGGGAGGCGAAGGGCUACUCACAGAGACAGUUGGGGAGCUCUGGGUGGGGGGCCUAAACCAACCCUUUGCCAUGAUGAAGGCCACCAAACAGCUACGAGAAUACAACAACCGGAUCAUCGAGUGCAAGUUUGAGAAUAACCGCUGGGUAUUCAUGAGGGAAAGGACGGACAAGUCUUUCCCUAACAGUUACACUACUGCUGUCGCGGUGUGCAACAGUAUAAAGAACCCCGUGACCAAGGACAUCCUCAUGAAGUACCUCAACACGGAGGGCUACAAGAAGAAGGACGAGGAUCUCAUGCCGCCGCCCGCCCCCGCCCCCAAGAAGCAGAAGGUCUCCUAGUAGCGGCGUCGAGGCGGGGGGUUUGUGGUGUAAUCUAUUUUCCAUGUGGAGGCAGACUCGCUAGUGUGGGCUGCCCCUUUCAUGAAGUAGGUGUUUGGUGUAAGGAUAUGCUUUUGUUGAGUUGUGCCGGAGGACGCGAGGAAAACUGUGUGGCAUUCCCUCUCAUUGCCAUGGAUGGUGUGUAUCAGUAUAUAUAUAUAAAGUUUACAAUACUUUUUUGAAGAAAACAAUAAAAUGGCAAGUAAUGGCA
Messenger RNA from Eriocheir sinensis (Chinese mitten crab), 2363 nucleotides. RefSeq names its product mRNA-capping enzyme-like (gene mRNA-cap). Lineage: Eukaryota; Metazoa; Arthropoda; Malacostraca; Decapoda; Varunidae. The transcript is spliced from 14 exons. The record is from RefSeq and is a predicted model, not a curated record. Gene Ontology annotation, biological process: dephosphorylation; 7-methylguanosine mRNA capping. Bases 314 to 2113 code for a protein of 599 amino acids. Gene Ontology annotation, molecular function: mRNA 5'-triphosphate monophosphatase activity; ATP binding; protein tyrosine/serine/threonine phosphatase activity.